Messenger RNA from Arabidopsis arenosa, 3751 nucleotides. The record is from the annotation of a GenBank genome assembly. NCBI's taxonomy places the organism in Eukaryota, Viridiplantae, Streptophyta, Magnoliopsida, Brassicales, Brassicaceae.
GAUGAUUUCUUAAGGGAAUUUUAUCGAACACUUGGUGGGCUAAUAACAUGAAACAACAAUGGCAGUUCGUGAUCCUCUGCUUGCUCGUCUUGUUUCUAACGGUAGACGCCCGUGGCAGACGGCUACUCAGCGACGACGUUAGCGACGCAGCUCUGUUAACGGUGUUCAAGCAAAUCUCCGUUAAGUCUGAUCCUAACAACUUUCUGGGUAACUGGAAAUACGGGUCGGGUCGUGACCCAUGUUCUUGGCGAGGCGUCUCUUGUUCUAGCGAUGGUAGAGUCAUUGGACUUGAUCUACGAAACGGUGGUCUUACCGGAACCCUAAAUCUCAAUAAUCUCACAGCGUUGUCGAAUCUCCGGAAUCUUUCUUUGCAAGGAAACAACUUCUCCUCCGGAGACUCCUCUGGUUCUUCUUCUUCUUCAGGAUGUUCUCUCGAGGCUCUGGAUAUAUCUUCAAACUCGAUUACGGACUCUUCAAUGGUGGAAUACGUUUUCUCUAGCUGUUUGAAUCUGGUUUCUGUUAAUUUCUCGCACAACAAGCUCGCCGGAAAAUUGAAGUCUUCUCCGUCGACGAGUAACAAGAGAAUCACCACCGUUGAUCUCUCCAACAAUCGCUUCUCCGAUGAGAUACCGGAGACUUUCAUCGCGAAUUUCCCGACGUCUCUGAAACACCUCGAUUUAUCCGGGAACAAUUUCACCGGCGACUUCUCUCGUCUCAGUUUUGGUCUCUGUGGGAACCUCACCGUAUUCAGCUUAUCACAGAACAGCAUCUCCGGCGACAGAUUUCCUGUUAGUCUCUUAAAUUGUAAGCUCCUCGAAACGCUAAACCUCUCUCGGAACAGUCUCACCGGAAAAAUCCCCGGAGAUGAAUAUUGGGGGAAUUUUCAGAACCUGAAGCAGCUCUCUCUCGCACACAACCUUUACUCCGGUGAGAUUCCACCGGAGCUUUCUCUGCUUUGCCGUACUCUAGAGGUCCUCGAUCUUUCCGGGAACAGUCUCACCGGUCAGCUUCCGCAAUCAUUCACCUCCUGUGGCUCAUUACAAAGCCUAAAUCUUGGAAACAACAAGCUCUCCGGCGAUUUCUUAAGCACCGUCGUGAGUAAACUCUCUAGAAUCACUAAUCUUUACUUACCCUUCAACAACAUCUCCGGUUCUGUUCCGAUAUCACUCACCAACUGUACUAAUCUCCGAGUUCUUGAUCUGAGCUCAAACGAGUUCACUGGAGAAGUACCAUCUGGCUUCUGCUCUCUUCAAAGGUCUUCGGUUCUGGAAAAGUUUCUUAUUGCCAACAAUUACCUCUCAGGAACUGUUCCUGUUGAGCUUGGUAAAUGUAAGAGCUUGAAGACAAUUGAUCUUAGCUUCAAUGCUCUUACUGGUCCAAUUCCGAAGGAGAUAUGGACAUUGCCGAAUCUCUCUGAUUUAGUUAUGUGGGCGAACAAUCUCACCGGUGGAAUUCCGGAGAGCAUUUGUGUUGAUGGAGGAAACUUGGAAACGUUAAUCUUAAACAACAAUCUCUUAACCGGUUCUCUUCCAGAAUCAAUCUCCAAAUGCACCAACAUGCUUUGGAUCUCCCUUUCUAGUAACCUUCUUACCGGCGAAAUCCCGGUAGGAAUCGGAAAGCUUGAGAAGUUAGCGAUUCUGCAACUUGGGAACAAUUCUUUGACUGGGAACAUUCCACGUGAGCUUGGAAACUGCAAGAACCUUAUCUGGCUUGAUCUUAACAGCAAUAAUCUAACUGGGAAUCUCCCAGGUGAACUUGCAAGUCAGGCCGGACUGGUAAUGCCCGGAAGUGUCUCUGGUAAACAGUUUGCGUUUGUGAGGAAUGAAGGUGGGACGGAUUGCAGAGGUGCAGGGGGUUUGGUUGAGUUUGAAGGCAUUCGUGCAGAGCGGUUAGAGCAUUUUCCGAUGGUUCAUUCAUGUCCCAAGACUCGGAUAUACUCAGGCAUGACCAUGUACAUGUUCUCCGGGAACGGGAGCAUGAUCUACUUGGACCUCUCCUACAAUGCGGUUUCAGGUUCUAUUCCUUUGGGUUAUGGUGCAAUGGGAUACCUUCAGGUCUUGAAUUUGGGACAUAACCUGUUAACUGGGACCAUACCGGAUAGCUUCGGAGGAUUGAAAGCAAUUGGAGUUCUUGAUCUAUCUCACAACGAUCUCCAAGGAUUCUUACCUGGAUCACUAGGAGGACUCUCUUUUCUAAGCGACUUAGACGUCUCUAACAACAAUCUAACCGGACCAAUCCCAUUCGGAGGCCAACUUACGACGUUCCCAGUCACAAGAUACGCCAACAACUCUGGCCUCUGCGGGGUUCCUCUGCCACCUUGUAGCUCUGGAUCCCGGCCCACGGGAUCUCAUGCUCACCCUAAGAAACAGAGCAUUGCGACUGGGAUGAUCACUGGGAUUGUGUUUUCAUUCAUGUGUAUUGUGAUGCUUAUUAUGGCGCUUUACAGAGUAAGGAAGGUUCAGAAGAAGGAAAAACGGAGAGAGAAGUACAUUGAGAGCCUUCCGACCUCCGGUAGCAGCAGCUGGAAGCUCUCUAGUGUUCAUGAACCGUUGAGCAUCAAUGUCGCAACCUUUGAGAAGCCGCUGCGAAAACUUACUUUCGCACACCUUUUAGAAGCCACAAAUGGCUUUAGCGCUGAUAGUAUGAUUGGAUCAGGCGGGUUUGGAGAUGUCUACAAGGCUCAACUCGCUGAUGGAUCUGUUGUAGCGAUCAAGAAGCUGAUUCAAGUCACGGGACAAGGUGAUAGAGAGUUCAUGGCAGAGAUGGAAACGAUUGGAAAAAUCAAACAUCGAAAUUUGGUACCUCUUCUUGGAUAUUGCAAGAUUGGUGAAGAGAGACUUCUUGUCUACGAGUACAUGAAAUACGGAAGCUUAGAGACCGUUCUACACGAAAAGACCAAGAAGGGUGGAAUCUUUCUUGAUUGGUCAGCGAGGAAGAAGAUUGCAAUUGGAGCUGCGCGUGGGCUAGCUUUCCUGCACCAUAGCUGCAUUCCUCAUAUAAUCCACAGAGACAUGAAGUCAAGCAACGUUCUUCUAGACCAAGAUUUUGUAGCCCGUGUCUCAGAUUUUGGUAUGGCAAGGCUGGUAAGCGCUCUGGACACACACUUGAGUGUUAGCACGCUCGCUGGUACUCCCGGAUAUGUUCCACCAGAGUAUUACCAGAGUUUCCGGUGCACUGCAAAAGGAGAUGUGUACAGCUACGGAGUUAUACUUCUGGAGCUUCUCUCAGGCAAGAAACCGAUCGAUCCAGAGGAGUUUGGUGAAGACAACAACCUUGUGGGAUGGGCUAAACAACUCUACAGGGAGAAUAGAGGAGCCGAGAUUCUUGACUCAGAGUUAGUAACAGACAAAUCUGGCGAUGUUGAGCUACUUCAUUACUUGAAGAUUGCGUCUCAAUGUUUGGACGAUCGGCCGUUUAAAAGGCCAACUAUGAUUCAAGUCAUGACGAUGUUCAAAGAGCUAGUUCAGGUCGAUACAGAGAACGAUAGUCUGGAUGAGUUUUCGCUCAAGGAAACGCCCUUGGUCGAAGAAUCACGAGACAAGGAGCCUUAAGAAGAUGAGAGAUUGUGGAAUUCAGGAAGAUUUGAGUUUUGUUAUUUUCUUCCUAUUUUUGUUGUUAGUGACUCAGUGUAUAUAACAGUAAAAUGGAAUGACAGACGCCGACACUGAAGGUUUUUUUACUAUAGAGAAAUACUUCGUUGUAAAGUUUUUGUACCUUUGUUUCAUUUUGUUAACAAAUUAAUCUUAUCGUA